CGCAGACCAGCCAGGCUUAACCCAACUUAACCAACUCUACUCGUACAGCUACAACACCAUACCACGUCUAUCUAACGAACGAGGAUACCCCCUCGAAAAACUGCCGAUCCAGCAGCAAGUAAAAACAGUAGGUAAUGUCAUCAUCGGCACAGUCUCGAUUAUUGCAGGUUGCGGGGCAUGUUGGCGGCGGUGGCGGGGAGGGAGGAUUACCUCCUGUGCCGAUGGUCGCAGGGGAUUCGGUUGGGCCAAGGCUAACCGGCAAAGUCGCCAUAGUUACCGGUUGUAAUUCCGCCAUCGGCAUUGGCCGCGCCACGGCCCUGCAAUACGCACGCAACAACCUCAAAGCCCUCUUCAUCUGCGACUUCUCGAAUACCAACCUCCCAGCCCUAGAAUCCGAACUGCGCGCCCUCGCGCCAAACACCAAAAUCCACGCGCGCACCUUCGACGCCGCGGACGAAGCCUCGGUCGCCGCGGUGGUCCAGGAAGCAUUAGACAAGUACGCCCGCCUGGACAUAUUCUUCGCGAACGCGGGUGUGCUCGGCGGUAUGAAGCUCGUUGGCGACAUCACGGCGGAGGAAUUUAUGGAGACCUUGAGGGUUAAUACGCUGAGUGUAUUCCUAGCAGUGAAGUAUGCCGGGAAGGCAAUGCAGGUUGUUGGCAAGGAAAAGAAGGUUCCUGGAGGAUCGAUUAUUGCCACUGCUUCAACUGCCGGGGUUAGGUCUGGCGCCGGGACUACCGACUACUCUGCUUCCAAAGCCGCAGUAAUAAACGUGAUGCAGACUUCAGCAUUCCAACUGGCGGGCACGAACGUCCGCUGUAACGCUAUAUGUCCCGGUCUCACCGAGACCGGAAUGACGAGUGGAGUCUGGGACGCGGCCAGGAAGCGCGGAACCGAGGGGAAGAUCGGGCAGAUAAAUCCACUCAAACGGGGCGCUGUCAGUGAUGAGAUUGCGAGGGUUGCGUUGUUUUUGGGGAGCGACGAGAGCUCAUACGUAAACGCCCAAUUCUGGCUCGUAGACGGAGGACUGAGCGGUAGUCAUCCCACUGCUCCGGGAAAGUUCUUUUAAAUACCGGUAAAAGCUCGUCACCAUCCGUCCACCACAUUACACCUUAGCCUUAGCAGACAGCCGGGCAGCGCAUUCAUUCAGAAUAAUAACACCGGUAUUAUAAUAUCAUAAACACAAACAAACAAAUUCACCCGCCCCUCCCGCAAUCACACUGGCUCACUCGAAAACGACCGCCCCCCAAAGCCAAGCUAUAGCAACCAUAACUUGGGCUUCGGUAAACCACACUAAAGUACCCCAUACUCGAGUACUUGUAUGGGAACACCCGAACCCCAAAAUUAAAUUUGUCAAGAAAAAGAAAAUCAAAUCAACCCAACCCAACCACACCCAAAAAUCUUGAAACAGACCCCGAAGCCAUCCAGCAUCGUGAGAAGUCUUGCAAGCUGAUUGGUGGAGACCUGUUCCCGGUACCUGGUGCCUAACAUACGGUAUUCUCUGUGCCGGGACUCUACUCGUAAGUAUCAGAUUUUUAGCGACGCCGGAAUACUCCUUUGACAAUAGUUUUUCUUUUCUUUUUCUUUUUCAUUACUUUUUCCUAGGGGGUGCAUUUCAUCCCGUUUUUUUUUUGGAGGGGUGUGGUGAUGGUACUGUACCUGUCUGUACUCGUACUCGUACUCGUAAUUAUUUACUUUAUUAAUUUGAAUACCGUAGUAACUUAA
This is a messenger RNA of Tuber melanosporum (Perigord truffle), 1723 nucleotides long. RefSeq lists its product as uncharacterized. NCBI's taxonomy places the organism in Eukaryota, Fungi, Ascomycota, Pezizomycetes, Pezizales, Tuberaceae. The transcript is spliced from 5 exons. Bases 135 to 1067 code for a protein of 310 amino acids. The record is from RefSeq and is a predicted model, not a curated record.